This is a messenger RNA of Sinocyclocheilus anshuiensis, 1638 nucleotides long. Its product is annotated as dual specificity protein phosphatase 26-like. Gene Ontology annotation, molecular function: protein tyrosine/serine/threonine phosphatase activity; MAP kinase phosphatase activity. The transcript has 4 exons. Gene Ontology annotation, biological process: negative regulation of MAPK cascade; protein dephosphorylation. Gene Ontology annotation, cellular component: cytoplasm. The record is from RefSeq and is a predicted model, not a curated record. NCBI's taxonomy places the organism in Eukaryota, Metazoa, Chordata, Actinopteri, Cypriniformes, Cyprinidae. The coding region runs from base 335 to 928 and encodes 197 amino acids.
UGUGCAUGUGCAUCAUCACCAGAGGGCGCAUGCACUGGACGUGAGGACUGCUGUACUGAUCCAUUACAAUAAUACGGACAUGUCUUUAUUCUGGACCAUUGAACUCGAGGAGACAGUAUAGACUAUAGAUCUUGCAGUAACCAGCACAUGGAUGUUUUCGUCUGAAUGCAGCGCUCGUGCUGCGUGCUAAUCACAUGCAUCUGUGUUCCUCAAGCAGAGCUUCUGCAAUACACGAGAAAGACCAGGAAACCAAAGGACUCCAUACAGGAUUUAUGUCCAAUACAAAACACCGUGUAUAAGUGUUAUUUUAUAGCUCCACUGAAGGCCAGUCCAGAUGGCUUUCAUGUCCAGACUGUCCCGGUCACGGAGUAAUUCCAGAUCUCCCAGCAGAAAGGACUCAGAGAAAGGCUGUCCUGUACUAACUGUUGCUGAACUAGAGCGUCUGUUGUACACUGGGAAAACCGCCUGUAAUCAUGCAGAUGAAGUGUGGCCAAGACUCUACAUAGGUGACCAAGAAAUUGCCUCAAACCGCAAAGAACUCGUCAAGCUUGGGAUCACGCACAUCCUCAACUGUGCUCAGAGCAAAUGGAGAGGUGGUGCAGAGUGUUACGCUGGCAUGAACAUCACGUAUCACGGCAUUGAAGCCCACGACUCGCCCUCCUUCGACAUGAGUGUCAACUUCUACCCAGCGGCUGAGUUCAUUCACAGAGCCCUUAGUACUGGAGGAACGGUUCUUGUGCAUUGUGUAGUCGGGCUGAGCAGAUCUGCUACGUUGGUUCUGGCCUACCUCAUGAUUCGGCAGAACAUGACUUUAUUGGAGGCUAUCAAGACUGUGAAGGACCACCGUGGCGUCACGCCAAACCGCGGUUUCCUACGUCAGCUCAGCGGUCUGGAUAGCGUACUGCGUGCCAGCCGCAAUGUAACAUAAAGCCACUGGUAGCAUCUGAAUUUCAACCAUUCUGACCCAGGCCUUGACCUAAUGUGUUUGUAUUGCAGUAAAUGAGAGCAGAGUGUCUUUACAUACAGUGAGUUUAUUCCAGCUGUCCUGCGGUCAGUAGAAAUGCCUUAUUACAUCAGGACCUCUAGAAAUGUGCGUAAUGCCUUAUUCACUGUUAAAUGUUCACAUCUGUUCAUGUGACCACCCACUGAAAUGUUGCUGUAGCUAGCUCUGAGUUAAUCACCACAGAGAAUGACAUGCAUGCUUUCAUUAAAUUGAGAAGGAAUGCUUAAGGGGGCUAUUCACACACGUUUUUGCAUUUAAAACGCAAGUUUAAUUAAAACAACACGAGGUGUAGACAAGGUUAACUUUUAAUGCCACAUUUUUAGAACAGUGUCAUGUGCAAGAUACUGCAGAUAAGCAAAGGCAUUGGUCCAACAUGUCCGUCUAGUGUUUUAUUUUUACAAAAAGGCAGAGCAGUGUAGUGGAAGGCAAAAAAAAAAUCGUUGUGAAUGAUCCCAAGCCUGGUUUAUGCUUGCCACAAAUUCACUUGGUUGUGCGUGACAAAAAUUGUCAUCGCACCACUGGCAUACAGUUCAAAAUGGUCAGUUGGACAGACAGAAUGCACUAGGAUGAGAAUCGAAUUUUCCAGAUUCAUGUGCUGGAAACAAAUAUGGAAAACAAAAACAUCUGCUAUCUUC